GCUUAGAGACCAUGUCAUCCAAAGAGGAUUUCAAAUAUUGAGAAUUAAGAAUGAGAAGAAAAGGGUAAAAGCCGUGUGUGCCUCAACAGGGUGUACAUGGAGCAUCUAUGCCUCACCUUGUGAUGCAGGAUGUACGUUUAUGAUUAAGUCAAUGUGCAAAGAACAUAGUUGUGGUAGAGAUGAUGAGAACAAGAAUGUCACAUCUACUUGGAUAGUAAAGCAUCUUGCAUCACAGCUAAAAGCAGUCCCUGACAUGAAAACUGAUGCAAUGCAAGCAUACUUUAUGGAUAACUUCUGUAUCAAAGUACCUUACCAAACAUGUUAUAGAGCCAAAAAGAAAGCUAUUGAGAAUAAUGAAGGUAGUCAUUCAAAGACAUAUGCAAAAUUACUUGCUUAUGGUGAUCUGAUUAUGGAGAAAAAUCCAGGAAGUGUGUUCAAGCUCCAAUUUUAUGAGAGGAGUGUAAUGUUUGAUCCACCUGUGUUUAAAAGAUUCUUUAUUUGUUUCAAAACAUGUGUAGAUGGCUUUUUGAAUGGUUGUAGGCCAUUCAUUGGUGUUGAUGGUUGCCAUUUAAAAGGCACAUUUGGUGGUGUUUUGCUUGUUGUAGUAACAGUAGAUGGAAACAGAGGGUUAUUCCCAUUUGCUUAUGGAGUGAUUGAAACUAAGUGCAAGGACAAUUGGUAUUUCUUCUUGAACCAAUUGUAUACAGUUCUACAUGCUGGCAUAUGUGACAAUCCAAUCACUUUCAUGUCUGACAAGCAAAAGGGUUUAUGUGAUGCCAUCACCAAUGUAUUCCCAAGAAGCCAGCAUAGAUGAUGUUGUAGACACCUAUACCAAAAUUAUAAGUUAGCCAAGCAUACAAGUAUAUUACUGAGGAAACACUUUUGGAGAGCAGCAAAAGCAUCAAAUCACUUUUUAGUUGAGAAGGCAAUGAAUGAUAUGAAGGCCACGAAGAAAGAAGCAUAUGUUUGGCUCAGUAAGAUGCCUCCGUGAAUCUAGGCAAGGCUUGCUUUUGACUUUGGGUGUAAAAGUGGUCACAUCACAAAUAACAUGACCGAAUCCUUUAAUCAAUGGAUUGCACCGUUCAGAGGAAAGCUAGUGCUGACAUUGAUUGAUUAUAUUAGGAAACAGUUGAUGGAUAAAAAUGCAAAAGAGAUAUCAGCUGGGAUGUAACUUCAAAGGUAGGGUCACCCCGAGGAUCAAGGCUAAGUUGGAUGUCAUAAACAUUGAAGCAAGAGGGUGCAUGGUUCAAAAAGCAGGUUUAGAAGAGUUUGGAGUGUCAGAAAUGGAAGGUCGGUAUGUAGUUAAUGUGAAGAAACAAACAUGUGGUUGCAAGGUUUGAGAAAGCACAGGCCUGCCAUGUAAGCAUACAGUUGCCUAUUUAAAAUAUAAUAGAAAAAGUCUGGAAAAGUACUGUGAUGAUCAUUACAAUGUGGCAAGAUACAUGACAGUAUGCAAAGAGAUCAUUCAUGCAUUACCUGGACUUGAUAAGCUUCCACUAGAGCAUAUGAUGGGGAUUGUUCAGCCUCCACCAAUACUAAGGUUGGUUGGUAGACCACAUAAAGUGAGGAGGAAGGAACCGGGUGAGGGACUAUUUGGAGAGUUCAGAAAGAGAUCUAACACUGUGAGGUGUGGAAGAUGUAAGUCACUAGAGCACAACAAAAGGACAUGCACAGGACCACUAGUGCAAGAGAAGAAAACUCAUACUAGGAAGAUAGUCAGAGCAAAGAGAAAGCAGAGUAGUGGAAGCUCUUCAUAGGUAACUACAAGGUCACAAGCUUCCAACACUGCAACUGAAGUGAAUAUUCAAUCGAAGACUAAAGCUCAACUGAAGGCCAAAGAAGAUAAGAGAAAGCACGUGAAGCAUUGAAAAAGGCAAAGAAUCAAGGAAGUACAUCAAAGGAUUGAGUAUGAGGAGAUGGAGAGAAGAUGAAAACAAUGGACUUAAUUUUUGUCAAAAACAAUGUGUUUUGUUGUGGAAAAUAUUAUAACUAUUAAGUAGUAUUGAUUUGGAUGUGUUAUAACUUUAUAUUGGUAUGGUAUGUGAUGCAUAUCUUGAUGUGGUUGUCUAUUC
Molecule: messenger RNA, 2072 nt
Organism: Macadamia integrifolia
Lineage: Eukaryota; Viridiplantae; Streptophyta; Magnoliopsida; Proteales; Proteaceae
Exons: 3
Coding region: 140-814 (224 amino acids)
Source: RefSeq, a predicted model, not a curated record